Alosa alosa (allis shad) is the source of this 723-nucleotide messenger RNA. It is a transcript of the gene prop1, whose product is annotated as PROP paired-like homeobox 1. The record is from RefSeq and is a predicted model, not a curated record. NCBI's taxonomy places the organism in Eukaryota, Metazoa, Chordata, Actinopteri, Clupeiformes, Clupeidae. Gene Ontology annotation, molecular function: DNA-binding transcription factor activity, RNA polymerase II-specific; RNA polymerase II transcription regulatory region sequence-specific DNA binding. Gene Ontology annotation, biological process: regulation of transcription by RNA polymerase II. The transcript is spliced from 3 exons. Bases 1 to 723 code for a protein of 240 amino acids.
AUGGCCCAGAGAAAGACAACCAUGAACGCGACCAGGUACCAGUAUGCAGACAUCUGCCUUCCGUACGCUGAAACGGUGACCGUCAGCUCCAGCGCUGAUGUGACCAAUCCGUCCAAAACAGGUCCCGCGGAAUCUAGGAGUGUGGUUGGGCUGGGCGCGCGCUCCAAAACGUACCCGACCCCGGCACGUAGGAGGCACCGCACCACGUUCAACCACGAGCAACUGGAGUUGUUGGAACUCGCUUUCGGACAGAACCACUACCCGGACAUCUACAGCCGGGAAGAGCUGGCGCGUGCCACCAAACUCAAUGAAGCUCGAGUACAGGUAUGGUUCCAGAAUCGGCGUGCCAGGCAGCGCAAGCAUGACCGCGCUGCCCAGAAAGCCUUGCCCAUCAGUGUGAUGCCUGGGCAUGCUGCCCUCUUGUGUGUCCAGUCCCCGCGGGUCGAGUGGCAGUGUCAGUGUUCUCACUCCCUCACACCAGCCUCCCGGUUCUCCUCAGUGGUCACCACUGGUGGGUACUCUCACCACACUGUGCCAAGCGCCCAGUGCCCGUCGGUAGCGUUUAGCUGCCAGUCUGGCUCAGCACCUGCUCCGCAGUCUCGUCAGCAGGAGGACUGGUACUGCCAGCUACGCAGCAUGAACCCGCCAUCCAACCUGCCCCACGCGUCUGUGCUCUCACUGGCGUCCAUGUCGGCUCUAGACUCAGCCGGACACUGGAACUAG